UAGGCGUCAAUAAGAAAAUUUUCCGAUUCAUCUCUUUUCUUUUCUUUCCUUAUUGUCUUCUUGUCCAAGCGUCUGCUGAGGCGCUGGAUACAUUAUCUUUUCUUUGUCUCCCUCAUACACACUCAUCCGAAGAGUUCUCCCUCCUCUCAUCGGGCGAUAACCACAUUUGCCGGCCAUCUCAGAAGCGCAGGCCACCACAACAUCUCCUUCACCUCCUCGCCACCACCGCCGCCGCCCUCGUCAACAACAUGGCGCUUCUUCACAGCAGAAACGCAUAUUAUGUAUGCAACGAGGUCUCCGCACUGUGUCCCGUCUCAGCGACCACCCUGGGCUACUAUCCCAACAAACCGCUGAACAUCUUUGUCGCCGUUGCCUUUGGCCUUGCUGCGGUCAUCACGCUGGGCUUUGGGAUAUGGAAGCGGACGUGGGCUUACAUGUCGUUUAUCGCGGCCGGAUGUGUGCUUGAGCUUGCUGGCUACGUCGGCCGUGUCCUCCUCAACGCCAACCCAUGGAACCAGCAGGCCUUUGAGCUCCAAAUCUGCGCCAUCAUCCUGGCCCCCACGCUCAUCUGCAUCUCCAUCUACCUGACCCUCAAGCACCUCUGCCUGGCCCUGAACCCAACCAUUUCCCGCGUGCCCCCGCGCCUGUUCCCCUAUCUCUUCGUGCCCGCCGACGUCAGCUGCCUGCUCAUCCAGGCCAUCGGCGGCUCGCUGGCCACGCAGGGCGACAAGAACCUGCCCCUGCUGCGCGCCGGCGAUCGCACCAUCAUCGCCGGUAUCGCCCUGCAGGUCGUCGUCCUGCUUGCCUUUGGGCUGCUGAGCGCCGACUACUGGCUUCGUGCGCGGCGCUGGGUGCGGAGCGCAGAGGCCACUGAGGAGGCCAAGGCGCUCUGGGGAGAUCGGAGGGUGAGGAUGUUUGUGGGUGCCAUGAUGGGGGCGUAUCUGUGUGUGCAGGUUCGGUGUAUUUAUCGUGUUGCAGAAAUGGCAGGAGGAUGGGGAAACCCCAUCAUGCAAGACCAGCCGUCGUUUACCGUGCUCGACAGUUUCAUGAUGCUCAUCACCGCGUGGCUCCUGGCUUGUUUCCCGCCGGGCAUCUUCUUCCCAAAUAUGACUAAGGCGUCCAAGGCCACCACCCUUUCCAAGAGGGAAGAGCUGUCGACGCCGACAAAAACUGAAGAUGCCGAGAAGGGUGUGUCCAAGGGUGAAGGGGCGGAGGCCAAGGAGCCGUCAUCAGAAACGGCACCUUGAAGACUUAUCUUCGCUAUUCGUUAUAUUGGAUGUAGUUUUCGUCGGUACUAGUCUUGAAACAUUACCACUUUCUAUAACCGCUCGCCCACCAACCUUUUUAUCAAAGACGUGAGGGGGAAAAUCGCAAAUAGACAGAAGAAGCAAGAAAAAGGCAAAAGAACAUUGCAAAGGGGGGGGGGGGGGAGUACCCUCCUCAGCCGCUCUGUACCUGAUCCUGCAGCCUCUGCAACAACGGCUCAGUCUCCCCCUCCAAAGUUCCGCCGUACGCCAGCCUUCUAUACACGCCCCCAGCAACCCUGGACACUCUCCAGGUUCCCUCUUCCUUGGCGUCUUCAAAGAACUGCUGGUUGUCCUCGAAGCUCCGACCGCCGCUCUCCGGAAGGUAGAUCCAGGUCCAGAUGCCGGCGAAGGCGUUGGUGGCGGCAAAGAUGAGAAAUAUCCAGUACUUGAGGUUGUUGAACAUGAUGGGGCUGACCAGGGUGACGGCGAAAUUGGCGAGUCCCCAGACGAUGACCGAGAUGGCCGAGGCCUGAGCCCGUGCGGCGGUCGCGUAGAUCUCGGUCGGGAUGAGCCAGACCGUCGCCAGCCAGCCGAUACCAAAGGCGCCCGUCGC
Cryphonectria parasitica EP155 is the source of this 1860-nucleotide messenger RNA. RefSeq lists its product as uncharacterized. Gene Ontology annotation, cellular component: plasma membrane; fungal-type vacuole. NCBI's taxonomy places the organism in Eukaryota, Fungi, Ascomycota, Sordariomycetes, Diaporthales, Cryphonectriaceae. Bases 249 to 1247 code for a protein of 332 amino acids. The record is from RefSeq and is a predicted model, not a curated record. The transcript has 3 exons.